AUGGCCCUGAAGCUUUCUCGCCUUGGAAACAUCAACAAUGCAUACUUCAAGAAGAUUAUGGCACCGUUCAGCAUAUAUCGCCGCGCCCUGAAGGGUAGCUGUCUCAGGCACUACCGCGCCGUGCCAAAGAUCGUCGAUGGAAAUUUCCUUCUGCAGAAGCAAUGGAAAUUUCAGAGCAUCUUCGAUAGCCGCGGUUGCGAGUAUCCCUGGAACAAGGAAAUGUUUACCAUCAACAAGCAACUGGAGGGAAUUCCGCUCGUCUGCCCACACUUGGGCAUUGCGCACAGUUUGAAUGAGAGACAAUAUCUUGAUUGGGAACGACCAAGUCAUUUAUGCGAACCUGAAUUCGAGAACGACUUCCGGUCUGCUAUCAGCUAUAUAGGGCACGGCUUCAGCAACAGUUGCUAUAAGUGCGCAGUGGAGUACGCAAUAUGGUGUCCUAAUCAGUAUACGGUAGUUAUUCGCUCUUGGUACGUUGAGGAUAACCUGUGGUUAGAAGACCGUAAUCACUGCAGAUAUAGGAAGCCCUCCAUCAGGAGGCUAUACAACAAAUAA
Colletotrichum aenigma is the source of this 555-nucleotide messenger RNA. RefSeq lists its product as uncharacterized. Lineage: Eukaryota; Fungi; Ascomycota; Sordariomycetes; Glomerellales; Glomerellaceae. The transcript has a single exon. The coding region runs from base 1 to 555 and encodes 184 amino acids. The record is from RefSeq and is a predicted model, not a curated record.